Hippocampus zosterae (dwarf seahorse) is the source of this 1527-nucleotide messenger RNA. RefSeq names its product nucleoporin 35 (gene nup35). Lineage: Eukaryota; Metazoa; Chordata; Actinopteri; Syngnathiformes; Syngnathidae. Gene Ontology annotation, cellular component: nuclear membrane; nuclear pore nuclear basket; nuclear pore central transport channel. Bases 403 to 1395 code for a protein of 330 amino acids. Gene Ontology annotation, biological process: NLS-bearing protein import into nucleus; regulation of DNA-templated transcription; nuclear pore organization. The record is from RefSeq and is a predicted model, not a curated record. Gene Ontology annotation, molecular function: structural constituent of nuclear pore; phospholipid binding; single-stranded DNA binding. The transcript is spliced from 9 exons.
CAUCUUUUCGAAUGGCAAUUUCUUCCGGGUUGAGCGUGCAGGCAAAAAUCACCACACGCCGCGCCCGACCUACGCACUCUCCGAACUCCCACACAUUUGGGCUCGGUACAGUUUGGAUUGAGACCACUUUGUACGAAACAUUUGGAUGACAUCGACCCGGCCCCGAAAGGCUCGUCACCUCCAGCGCUUUGACACGUUUGAGCGUGCCUCUAGCCGGGUUUGCUCGUCGUUCGCCUGACGUCACUUCCGCCAUUUCAAAUACCCGGCCCAAAACGACGCAAAGUCUACCAAAGCGCCAUGGAGCUCCAAGGUAAGUCCACCGUGAGCAUAACUAAACCCUUUGCGCUCUGAUCCUUAUCCUUAUUUUUCCUACCGGUAGUUGGUUAGCUUCAAGGAGACAUUAUGCAGUUUUUUCACAAUUUGAAAGAGUUCCCAGGCGUCUUAGUAACAUCUCUCUGGGACGCUUUCAUCAAAAUACCCCAAGGAUCAAGAAUCGCAGACAUAGUUUCACAGCACAGAAGCUCUAUCAUGUCAAAGCCACAAGUGGGAUCGGAACCCAUGGCUCUGGGCUCCCCGACCUCGCCCAAGUCUGCCCACGGCGCUCAGUUCCUGCCGGGCUUCUUGAUGGGCGACCUGCCUGCACCCGCCUCUCCCCAGCCGCGCCCCUUCAGCAUGACCGCGCCCCUUCUGGAGAGCUCCAUCCUCAAAGGCCCAGGAGGGUCCAGCCCGCAGCCGGUGGUCCCCGCCCCCAAGGACAAGAGCGGCGCCCCGCCGGUGCGCAGCAUCCAUGACGGUCCGGUUACCGUGACGACGCCCCUCAGCGCGCACAGACAGUCUUUCCCCAGCAUGCAGUCUCCGGUGUCGGCACGCCAGGCGUCCGCUUCAGGCGUGCAGCAGCUGUGCCUGUCCCCCGCUCAGGUGGACCCUUUCUACAGUCAGGGAGAAGCGCUGUCUUCUGAGGACCUUCUGGACCAGACCUGGGUCACCGUCUUUGGCUUCCCGCCGGCGUCGGCUUCCUACAUCCUGCUGCAGUUUGCUCAGUAUGGAAACAUCCUCAAACACACUAUGGCGUCUCCCGGCAACUGGAUGCAUCUUCAGUAUCAGUCCAGACUUCAGGCUCGUAAAGCCUUGUCCAAAGAUGGCAAGGUCUUCGGAGACGCCAUCAUGGUGGGCGUCAAACCCUGCAUAGACAAGAGUGUGAUGGAAAGCGGCGAGGUGGCCGCCUCGCCCCUGACGAGCUCCGCCCUCCCCUGCACGCCGCGUUCGGCCAUCAGACCGCUUAGCGCCACCUACAGGAACUCUGCCAGUGACUACCAGGUGGUGACCGACAGAAACACACCCAGGAAGGACGACAGCUUCGUCUCCAAGGCCAUGGAGUACAUGUUCGGAUGGUGAAAUCACUGGACACCUGCGGCUGAUUGCAUGAGGUGUGUGUGUGUGUGUGUGUGAGAGAGAGAGAGAUCUUGCCUCUUGGCUAGUCUCACUUGUUUUUUUUACAUGUUUCAAUAAAGUUUGUACAUAAGAUGA